Molecule: messenger RNA, 2301 nt
Organism: Zingiber officinale
Lineage: Eukaryota; Viridiplantae; Streptophyta; Magnoliopsida; Zingiberales; Zingiberaceae
Product: serine/threonine protein phosphatase 2A 57 kDa regulatory subunit B' theta isoform-like
Exons: 3
Coding region: 356-1864 (502 amino acids)
Biological process (GO): signal transduction
Cellular component (GO): protein phosphatase type 2A complex
Molecular function (GO): protein phosphatase regulator activity
Source: RefSeq, a predicted model, not a curated record
AUCCCCAAUCCCGAUUUGCUCAAUAAACUACGAAGGAAAGACGAAAGAAAAGAGAGGACCAGGGUCUUCUUCUCGCUGGCUCGUUCGUAAUAGGAGGAAAGAGGCAGAGGCCGAUCGAGAGGCGAGUGCGUGAGAUCCUUCUUUCGUCUCACAAAAAAGGAUUUUGAAACUUGUCUAGGAAUUUGUUAAACAUUUCCUUGGAUAUCUAUGGAAAAGGCAAAGGAAGAACCAUGAGGUUAAAGGCAGUGUCUGCCAGCUAAGGCAACCAUUAACUAUGAGACUUGUGCCCCUGAAGAGACAUCCUUAAGAUCUCAGACUGUUGUUAUUUUCCAACUUAAAUAUCUUACCUUCAAGCAUGAUUAAGCAGAUACUAAACCGGCUCCCAAGGAAACCAUCAAAAUCAUCUGAUAGUUCAGUUGGUGGAUCGGUUCCUCCGACCUCUUCUUCUAGCAGUUCGAGGAGUGGAGAUUUGCAAGGCAAUAGGACCACAAGUCUCAACAGUCAGGUCCCUCCUGGUUCAAAUCCUGGGUCAAAUCAUCUAAAUACAUAUUCUCUAUCUGUUAAUUCGAGAUUGAAUGGGAACUAUGUCCCAAUAUAUGAAGCAUUGCCUAGCUUUAAGGAUGUUCAACAGUCUGAGAGGCAGAGUUUGUUCAUUAGAAAGUUGGACUUGUGUUGUGCUAUAUUUGAUUUCAUUGACCCAACAAAGAACUUGAAAGAGAAAGACAUAAAGCGUCAGACUUUAUUGGAACUUGUUGACUAUGUGACUUCAGCAAGUAGCAAAUUUCCAGAAAAUGUCAUGCAAGAGACAACCAAGAUGGUGUCUAUCAACUUGUUCAGAAACCUAACUAUUCCACCUCGAGAACACAUGGUUUUGGAAAAAAUUGAUGCAGAAGAGGAAGAGCCUGUAAUGGAUCCAGCAUGGCCUCACUUGCAGGUUGUCUAUGAGUUUUUUCUACGGUUUGUUGCAUCUCCUGAGACUGAUGCUAAGUUGGCAAAAAGGUAUAUAGAUCAUUCCUUUGUUCUUAAGCUCCUUGAUCUAUUUGAUUCUGAAGAUCCUAGAGAGAGGGAGUACUUAAAGACGAUACUGCAUCGUAUCUAUGGAAAAUUUAUGGUGCACCGACCCUACAUCAGAAAAGCUAUAAACAACAUAUUUUAUCGUUUUAUCUUUGAGACAGAAAAACACAAUGGGAUUGCUGAGCUAUUGGAGAUUUUAGGAAGUAUCAUCAGUGGGUUUGCAUUGCCAUUAAAAGAAGAGCAUAAAUUAUUCCUUGUACGGGCCCUGAUCCCACUUCACAAGCCAAGGUGCAUAGCAAUGUACCAUCAGCAAUUAUCAUAUUGCGUAACCCAAUUUAUUGAGAAGGAUUGCAAACUUGCUGAUACUGUUAUAAGGGGCUUAUUGAAAUACUGGCCUCUUACAAACAGUACAAAAGAAGUCAUGUUCUUGGGAGAGUUAGAAGAGGUUCUAGAAGCUACUCAGCCUGCAGAUUUUCAACGAUGCAUGGUUCCACUUUUCUACAAGAUUGCUCGAUGUUUGAACAGUUCUCACUUUCAGGUGGCAGAAAGAGCAUUGUUCCUUUGGAAUAAUGAUCAUAUUGAGAACUUGAUUAAACAGAACAACAAGGUCAUACUACCUAUCAUCUUUCCUGCAUUGGAGAGAAACUCAAAGAGCCACUGGAAUCAAGCUGUUCAAAGUCUCACACUCAACGUUCGCAAGAUUUUCUCCAGUCAUGAUCCUGAUCUAGUAGCCGAGUGCUUGAAGAAGUUUGAGGAAGAUGAAGCAAAAAACAAUGAGAUUAUUUCAAAACACGAAGCAACAUGGAAGCGCCUCGAAGAAGUUGCUGCUUCAAAUGCUGCAAAGGGGUAACCCCUCCCCACAUUGUACCACAUUGAAUUUCCUCUAGAUGAUAUCGUUGUUAUGUGGUAGCUCAGCAUACUUAAUCAGACAUGGUUAUGCGUAUUGAUAUCGAUGUCCACAGUGUUAUCUCACCCAACUACUUCCACAUUGGCUGAUUUUGCCCAAUACUUUGGGAUCUAGAAUACAGGCCUAAAUGGUCAAUAGAGCGAUUGGAGAAGAGAAGAAAAGAUGUCAAAUCUGGGAGCCAACCAAUUAUUACUGGAGGAAGAGCUGGAAUGAUUAAAUUUGAUGGUGAUAUGCAAAAUUGCAGGCUUCUGUUUUGCCACUUGCUGUAUUCUGAGUUGUUUACAACUUGUUUAGUGUUUUUAUUGAAGCAGUUUUUAUUUCUUGUGAAUGUGGCCAUGGUUAAGGUUCUUGAAUGAAUUUGAUACCUUUUUCUGUUGUUA